CAACUAAAAGAAAAAAAAAACUUGAAUUCUUCUAGUCACUAAAACUUUAGAUUCUCGAAGGUACCAACUAGUAUUUAAGUGACCCUUGUUUUAUCACCAUUUCAUCAAUUCAAACUUAAAACUAGUCCCCUCAUACAUUUUCCGAUCAAGUAAACAUCUAAUCAACCCAAAGAUGGAAGGCAAAACUGUGAUUGUAAGUGUGCUCCUAAUGAGUCUGUUUUUGGCACAAAUUCAAGUCGACGCAAUGAGCUGUUGCCCAUCCGUCCCUGCGAGAAACACCUACAAUGUUUGCCGUCUAGCGGGAGGUUCUAAGCAAGUAUGUGCAAACAUUAGUGACUGCAAAAUUGUUAGUGGAUCGACAUGUCCUAACGGAUAUCCUAAAGUCACUCUCGAAAACACAGGUGAUGCUGUCAAUGAAUACUGCAAGGUUGGAUGUUUAUCCUCUGUUUGCGGUGCUUUAACCACUCUCGAGAAUUUCAAUGCAAAUGAAAUCGUGAAUGGAGCUGUUGGAAAAUGUGCUAACGCGUGUUCUACAAUCUGCACCAAAGGCUCCAUAAAUGUAAUUGAAACUGCCUAGAAAGUCAUAUCCAAAUACCACGUACGUGUGAAGGUUAAGGAGGUGGUCAUCUUUCACAGUGUUGUUGGUUCUCAUGUUUUCAAUAAUUGUCUUGUAUGUGACAAAAAUGUUAGAUUCUUGUGUUUGUGAUGUGUUUUCCUUGAAGGUUAUCGAUCUCUAGAUUGUAUAUGCCUUCUACUCCCUAAUUUUAAAUAAUAAAUAAUGUGUUGGUAUCCAUA
Molecule: messenger RNA, 795 nt
Organism: Camelina sativa (false flax)
Lineage: Eukaryota; Viridiplantae; Streptophyta; Magnoliopsida; Brassicales; Brassicaceae
Product: putative thionin-2.4
Biological process (GO): defense response
Source: RefSeq, a predicted model, not a curated record